AUGAAUGUACAACCAAAUGAUAUUGAACCAAUAGAUUAUCAAUCAGUUAAACAAUUAUGUCAAUUUGUAAAUCCACAUAUAUCUGGUAUUAAUACUUCACAAUUAGUUUAUCAAAAAUUAUCAACUAUAGAUUUUAAAAGAUAUGUGCCACGGCUAGUUAAUGAUAUAAAUUAUUCAAAUGCAUGGAUAUUAAAAGAUCAUGAACCAGAGGUUGUUAAACGAUUUAUAAAUAAAGAAGGAGGUCCAGAAUCAUUAGAUUUUAUUGAAUUUUUAAAACCAGAAACUAUAUUAAAAUGUUUGACAUUUGUACCACCAAUUACAGAAGAAGAUGAAUCAAUUAAAAUUCUACAAAAAGCUUAUCCAUUAGCUAGAUUACAUUGUAAUCAUACCGAAAUUAUAAGUACUAUAUUAACUUCUCUUAAUCCAAAGUAUCCAAUUAUAUUAAAUUUUUCACUUGAUCAAUUAUCAUUAUAUAUUGAUAAAAAUUGUUUAAUUAAUUUAUCAAAAAUACUAUAUACACUUAAUAAUUUAAUGAUUCAUGAUAUUUUUACAAAACCAUUUGAAAUUCAACAACAAAUAAUUAAAUUAAAAAUACCUAUUAUCUAUACAUAUGUUUAUGAUUUUAUUGGAUGUUGGAAAAUUUGUGAAAAAAAUGGACAUCAAAUUGAUUAUACAAAUUUAAAACAACUAGCAAGUUCUAUAAAUAACCUAGAUCAUUUUAAUAAAUUAUCUACCUUGUAA
Insectozyma verbasci is the source of this 741-nucleotide messenger RNA. Lineage: Eukaryota; Fungi; Ascomycota; Pichiomycetes; Serinales; Debaryomycetaceae. The record is from the annotation of a GenBank genome assembly.